UGAAUGAAUGAGAGAAUGACUGGAGUGGCCCAAGCAGGGACAGAUCAGCAGAGGGCGCAGCGCUGGAGAACGGGAGGCUGGGUUCCUUGGAGCGGCUGUCAAUCAAUGGCAAUCAAAGGCUGCGUGAGGUUCGGGCUGGGAAGCUUGCUCCUCUCUGCUCUCUGGGAACAGCUCCAACCUGCUGAAAUUAACUCCGAGAAAGCCAGGGCAACAUUUCAAUCCUGGAGACCGGGGUAUCACCCUCCACCUAGUUUUGUUCUUAUGCCUUUCCCGACGCCUUGCCCUGAGAUGGUGCUGAAACAUAGUUAUUGGAACCUGUGGAUUGCUUGCCUUGGGAUAAUUUGUUUCCAAGGUUGGGUGGAGUCAUUAGAAGUUACUAUGAGUAGCAAGAGUGUGCAGGUUGCCCGAGGUGAAACAGCCGAACUGCCAUGUACUUUCAUUACAAACGCUGCUCUAAAUCAACUGAACAUCAUCUGGACUGUGACACCUCUCUCAAACGCCAAUCAGCCAGAACAGGUAAUUUUGUACCAGGGCGGCCAGGUAAUUAGUGGAGCCACCCAGUUUAAUUCCCGUGUCGGAUUUGUUGUCACUAUGCCAAGCACAAGUGCCUCCAUCUUCAUUAAUAAUACACAACUGUCAGACACAGGGACAUACCAAUGCUUGGUGAACAAUCUGCCUGACAGAGGAGAGAGGAACAUAGGCAUUCUUGGACUGUCUGUACUAGUGCCACCCGCUAUCCCAUCAUGUAGACUUCAAGGAGUUGUUGAUGCUGGAAAUGAUGUUACGCUCACUUGUAGUUCAAAAGAAGCUAUCCCCAUCCCAGCAUAUUCCUGGGAAAGACUGGAUUCAUUUGAUAAACUACCACCAAUGUCAGUACAGGAUCCAAUGCAGGGGACAUUGAUUCUCCGGAAUAUCAGCACUGCUACAAAUGGAUUGUAUCAGUGUACAGCUUCUAACACAAUUGGAUCUAGUACCUGUGCCAUUGACCUACAGGUUGUUCCUCCACAACUCCAGAAUGUUGGAAUAGUAAUUGGAGCUGUGGUGACAGGUAUCCUGGCUCUCCUCCUCUGCAUCUUUUCUAUUGUUGUCAUUAUGUUCUAUUGGAAGAACAAAAACAAGUAUGAAGAGGAGGAAAUUCCCAAUGAGAUCAGGGAAGAUGACAUCCCACCAUCAUCAUCAUCCACCAAAGGUUUCCAUCCAGCUGGCUCCUCGGAUAAUGUUACCCUCACAUCAGUAAACACAUACAAUGUCCCCUACUGGCAAAACAAGAAGCCCGCCUACGAGUUAAAUCCAUUCAGUCGGUAUAAUGGACAUACGCUCCACUCAAUUACAACAACGUCUAGUCAAUCUCAGAACCGACCAGUGUAUACAAAUGGAAACCACCACACUACACCAAAGGCAAUAGUUGUUGCUUCAAGUUUAUCUCCAUCUUCACAAAACCUAGCAAGGUGCAAUGGCUCACUUGUUCGUAAGACACCUUCACAGCUUACACUCUCCUAUGCUGUUAGCCAUGCAAACCUUCAACGAAUGGGUGGCAUACCAGUCAUGGUACCAGCACAGAACAGGGCAGGAUCUCUUGUAUAGAUACCAUUUAAUUGAUUGACUGAAGACUAUAUGUAUGACCUAAAUUUCAGUUGCAGAUUGAUAUUUUCUCAUGUUUAAAAAAAAAUGUUCUCGCCUGAUCUCUGAUCUAUGGGAGGAAUUGUAUAAAAGCAAAGCCAUUUUCAUGCCUGAGUUUGAUUUAUGUGCAGCUGCAUUUUGUCUUAAAAUUAACACAUUUCUGAAGUCUUAUUUUGCUUUUCAAAAGUCAUUGAUAGACAUUGACAUACUUUAAAUUCAUAGAAAAAAUAUGCAUAUAUUUUCCAAAAGAAACAAGACAGUUGCUUGAAGUUAAAGCUGAGUGAUUUGAGUAUAGUUUUUAAAAACUUUUUGUUGAGAGACUGAAAACAUAUCUGACAUUAACUUACUACCCUAAAGAUGGGGAUUUCUGAAGAAUUUUUACCAAGUGUUUCUGAAAGGUCUGAUUCCAUCCCUCUAUUUAAUGUCCAUAUGCCUGGAACUGCAACUAGAGACAAAAGAAAUGUUUCAAUGAAUGGGCAAUGUUGAAAAUUGAAAAGUCCAGGAAAAUUAAUAAGACUUCCAAAGUUCAUUAAACUUGUAGAUGUAUUAAAAAACCAAAAAUUGAAAAGCAGUUUUGCCAAUCGGACAUGACAUUAGAAGAGUAUAAUUUUCUUUCAAGAGAAUGAUUUGAGCUGAUCUCUAAUCUGAAUGCCUUAGAUGCCAUCGCACAUGGUUUUGCUGAAAUGCUCAUAUGAGAGCAAUUCUACAUGGGUGAUAGUGACAUUAUUUACAGACAGCACGAUUAACUGAGAAAGCUGAGAUGAUUAAAAAUAACAAUGGAAAUACUGAAAGAUGCCUUCAGCCACAAAAAGGGGUUUGUAACUAACUGGACUGAACAGGCUCUUCAUUGCUCUGUGGAACAGUAAACUAAUAUUUUGCAAUGGUUUUGUUUGGAUAACAAAGUUCAAAAGUACUGUUUGUUGGUAAUAGUGAAAAAAGCUAUUUAGAAUGGCAAAAAUUAAUGCUUCAAGGUAUUGUUAAUAUCAAUGGAUAAACAUUUUCAGAAGAAAUACUUGUUUCAUUUACUGUUACGAGAUUAGAUUACAUGUACAUCACAACAGAUAAUUGUGUUGACAUUUGUUGAUAGUUUCUACAGCUUUUACUGCUGUUAUACAUCAUUCGCAUCAGAUAGAGCUCUGUAGCUGGAGUGUUGUUGCUCAGUACACAUUCCAGGUUCCCCCAGUUACAACUGGGCUAUGAUAAACCGGCUAAAGGCUCCUUUUCUGAAUAUAGAGAUAGAGGGAUAAUGUUAGAUACCAUUUUGAGUCCUUGGUUACUGUGGAGGUUUUUUGCUGACAUGGACACUGUUCAGCUAAACGAUGAACCAUUUCUCAAUUGUCUCAGUCCCUUGUAUAAAGCAUUUGGCACUUACUGUACUACAAAAAUAUCUGAGCAUUUUAUUUAAAUCUAAUAGGGGCGGCUUCCAUCUGUUAUGUAAAUA
Molecule: messenger RNA, 3061 nt
Organism: Chiloscyllium plagiosum (whitespotted bambooshark)
Lineage: Eukaryota; Metazoa; Chordata; Chondrichthyes; Orectolobiformes; Hemiscylliidae
Gene: igsf11
Product: immunoglobulin superfamily member 11
Cellular component (GO): cell-cell junction
Source: RefSeq, a predicted model, not a curated record